CUACGCUUCUAAAAAUCACACUUAUUCCCCUUUCUCUCGCCCCCCUCCUCCUCCAAGUAGUUCUUUCAAAUCCCAAUCCUCUCCUGCUCUGAUUCAUUCUAUUCGUUUAACAGGCACCCGAGACCUCUCUGGCCCUGGUCCCCAGAUUCGAUUCCGCGUUUAAAAAAAGCACAAGCGAGCGACGUAUACAACUUUUUGUUAAAGAGAAGAGGAUGGUCGGCGGCGGCGGUGGUGGUGGUGGAGCUAGGGUUUCGAUUCCGGCGAAGACUAGGAAGACGAUUCAGAACAUAAAGGAGAUCACAGCUGGGAACUACAGUGAGGAGGAGAUUCACGCAAUGCUCCUCGAAUGCAAUAUGGAUCCUGACGAGACCACUCAGCGCCUUCUCCUUCAGGAUCCUUUCCUUGAGGUUAAAAAGAAGCGUGAUAAGAGAAAAGAGCAGAGCCUUAGCAACAAGGAGUCUGUUGAACCACAAUGGAGAUCUGGUGGCCCAGGCCGUGGUGGCAGGGGUGGUCGGGUGAAUUUCUCUUCUCGUCAUUCAUCACAUGAUGGUGCUGGUGCAAAGAAUUCUUUCAGAAAAGAAAAUGGUCCAAAGCAGGUCACCGAUCCAUCAUCUUCAACCUCCCAAGAAACAAAAGCUAAAGACAAUGCAGUGUCAAGCCAUUCAGCUGUGAUGGAUAAAAGUGCUGUUAGUUUGACAUCAGGAAGCUCUGAUGUUAAUCACCCUUCCAACCGUCCAGCUCGUUCAGGCCAAGGCAAAGCUACUGGAUCUUCAGUCCCCUCAAACAGCAUUGAUGUUGUAGCAUUGGGCGUUAAUGAUGUGCAUACUGAGCAGAAGUCGGCUGGUUCUUUGCCACUCCCUCGUCCAUCCUCCUCUGAGGUUCGAUUCACUUCUUCAAAUCCCAAAUCUAUGAGCGACCAAACUUCACAUGAACAACACAUUGGAGAAGGAAAGUUCCAUAACAGAGCUCGUGGGGUUGUGAAGAAUGCCGUGAAUGACGCUUAUGUUCCCAGGCCUGCUUCAUCUCAUAGCAACAGCACGGGUAGCCGGCCUUCUUCUAACUACAGUAAUCGGUCGCAUCAGACUGCUGGUCCUCAAAGAGGUAAGGAAUGGAAACCGAAGCCGGUGAACCAUAACACUACUCAGGGCUCUGGUGCAUCAGCUACAACCGAAACUCUUGUAGUUCCUACUGAAGCCAGCGAAAAAUCUGUUGAAGAUGUUGUCCCUUCUGCAGAGGGUACAUCUAUAUUGCAGAGGCAGCUUGAAGACUUGCAGAUCCAACGUCAGCAUGUUAUUAUUCCAAACCAUAUCCUUGUUCCAGAGGCUGAACGAACCAAGUUUAGCUUUGGAAGCUUUGGUGCUGGCUUUUCUAUAACAUCAAGCACAGUAGCUUUUCCAGAGACUAAGAAAAGCUCUGUACCUCUCUCUCAGAAUUCACAGGAAGUUGAAGAUAGUUUGGAAGAGGACGAAAUUAGUCACCCAACUGGCGAUUCGACUGAAAAGGAGGAGGACAAUAAUGUUUACUCCGAGUCGUCUUCACAAGUUCCAAAUGAUAUGGCUGGUGAAGGUAUUACCGCAACAGAUGCAGCUCCAGAGUAUGAUGUCUCCAAGCAAGAGAAUAUUUUGGAAUCCGAAGGCAAUCAAAACUCUUUUGACCACGUUCCAAGUAAUAUGAUCGGGCUCGUUCCUCCAGCUCCUGGGAGCCAGCUUCCACAAUUUGAGAAUGCUGACCCUCAAGCACGUGAUGCCCUUCGUAUUCCCAAUUUUGUGGUCCAGCAGCCAUUUGAUACAGCGAGUUACUAUGCUCAAUUCUACCGCUCUGGCCCUGACAGUGAUGGCCGUGUUUCUCCCUUUACUGCGUCUAAAUUCAAUGGCAAUGUUACAGCGUUGCCUCCGCAUUCAUCUCAAACUAUGCAAGAGGGUGGAAACAACUUAGUGCUGUCGACAGCUAGUCCAACUCCACUGGCAACUCAGGCUGCUGGGCUGAUGCAGAGCUCUAUACCCGUCUCGCAGCAGCCUGUUCCUGUUUUCCGCCCCCCUGGAUUACAUAUGUCGCAUUAUCCACCAAACUACAUGCCAUACGGACACUACUUCUCCCCGUUCUAUCCACCUCUCCCGACAAUGCACCCGUUCUUAAGCAAUGGUGCAUUUGCUCAGCAGCCUCAGGCAAGCGGUGUAUAUCAUACUCCUCCACCCCCGGGAGCCGCAGCAGGAAACAAGUACACGCUUCCUCAUUACAAGCCCGGGACUAACACAGGAAACUUGGCUCAUGUUGGUAUGCCUGGUGGUUACGGACCACCGUAUGGUUCCUUUCCAGCCGGGUAUAAUAAUCCCACCUCUGCUGCUUCAGCUGGGAAUUCAAAUACCAGUGAGGAUCUCAGCACAUUGCAGUUGAAGGAAAACAACGGUUACAACACAACAGGGCAACAGAGUGAAGCAUUGCCUGUAUGGAUUGCUGGACCAGGACGAGAUGUGCCAAGCUCUUUCUACGGCUUACAGCACCAUGGGCAACACGUGACUUACGCUCCAGCGCAAGCCGGCCACGUCGCAUUCCCGGGGAUGUAUCAUCAUCCAGGGCAAGCGGUGACAGCAGGAGGAGUUCAUCACCCGCUCUUACAACAGUCUCAAGGUGGUGGUGUUGCUGGUGGAGCAGAAAUGGUUGCACCCGGUCCUAACGUUUUCCAACAGCCUCAGCAAACACAGAUGAAUUGGCCAAGUAAUUACUGAAACAGGAAGUACAAAGAAGAUAAAUCUCCAAAGAAAAUCAGGAAGAUAUGGUGCAGGUUUCGUUGACUUGCGUGUGUGUGUGUUUGUGCCAUUUUAACAAAUUACCGAAGAGAUGAAGCUUUGAAGCAUGAAGGGAUUGACAGAGAGAAUGAUCAUAAAAGGAUAGGGGGGAAGGUAUUAUUUUUUUAAUGAAUCAAGUGUUUUUUGGUGUUUCUAUAUCUUUUUUUGUUUCUUAUGGUUUUAGCAGAAUUUUUACUUUCUUAGUUUUGAGAGAGGUCGUUCUUAGCUCUCUUUAUAAGUUUCUGAGCUAAAGCCAAAAGAACUUUGCUGCCUGAGUCUGUAUCUGAAGACUCUUUGUUCCUUUCUUGGCCUUUUGGUCUUUUGGUCAAUGUUUUCAAAUCUGUGAAAGCAAUCAAAUUUGGACCUACUUUCUUGA
Molecule: messenger RNA, 3162 nt
Organism: Raphanus sativus (radish)
Lineage: Eukaryota; Viridiplantae; Streptophyta; Magnoliopsida; Brassicales; Brassicaceae
Product: GBF-interacting protein 1
Exons: 10
Coding region: 213-2726 (837 amino acids)
Source: RefSeq, a predicted model, not a curated record